GUUUCAAUCUGCCAUACUUGCCACGUCGCCGCCAUUUUUGAUCCCCAAAUAAUAAGAACAAAUAUUUUGUUUUUGCGAAGAAGUUAUGAAAGUGCAAGUUAUCAAUUAACUAACUUAACGUACAUCAGAAAUCAGUGGGACCAAUAAAUAUUCGUUUGACAUCGUCGUUUGGAGAUGUCACUGGUGUAUCUCGGGCAGCGGCUGCUGGAGGCUGCGCGAACCGGACAUGAUGACGAUGUCAAAGCUCUGAUGGCCAAUGGGGCUCCUUUCACCACAGACUGGCUGGGCUCGUCGCCGCUGCAUCUCGCAGCCCAGUACGGUCAUCGCUCCACUGCCGAGGUGCUACUGCGUGCCGGUGUCAGCAGGGACGCCCGAACCAAAGUGGACAAGACCCCUCUUCACAUGGCCGCCUCAGAGGGCCACUCCAUCAUAGUGGACCUGUUAGUGCAGAACGGCGCCGACAUCAACGCCAAAGACAUGCUGAAGAUGACGGCGCUGCACUGGGCGGCUCAGCACGGCCACAGGGAGGUGGCGGAGCUCCUGCUGAGGUACGGCGCAGACAUCCACUGCCUCAGCAAGUUCGACAAGACGCCCUUCGACAUCGCCAUGGAUACCAGUGACACUGAGCUGAUGAUCCUGCUACAGGACAGCAUGCAGAAUCAGGUAAACAUCAACCCAGAGUCCCACUACAUGAUCCCUGCUGGUGGGCUGGUCAACCUCUCAGAGCUGAUCGCCACCACCAAGACCACUGCAGGCAAGUCAGAGGAUGCCAUGGCUGCCGAGUCGGUGGAAACAACCAUUCAGCAUGUGGUGGGCGAUGGCGGGCAGAGGGUCAUUACCAUAUUGACAGACCAACACAGCAACCUGCAGCCAGCGGCCCUGGGCCAACAGUUCAUCAUCACCCUGCAGGGGCAGCAGAUGGUGGCUUUGCCAGCUAGUGCAAUCUCAGAUGAUGUGGUGGUAGAGAAGCCUCGGCAGCCCAUGCCCACACGCAAGAGGAAGAUAAACCCGGCAGCCAAUCACAUCAGCCUAAAAAACAAGGUGAAAGAAAGUCACAAGCAGCUGGAGCAGCAGCUGCAGGAAGCCAAACUUAAGGCUCAAGAGUACCAACAGCAACUCCUGCAAAAGGAGCAGGAGGCCGAGCAGUAUCGAAUCAAACUAGAGCAGGCCAUAGCCACCAGUAACAGCAUCAAAAACGCCACUACUGCGACGACAGUUACCUUAAACAGCGGUGCUACAUUGAAGCUGGAGGAGGAGGAGGUACUGAUAGAGCAGCAGCUAGGGAUGGAAGAGGUGAAAGAAGGGGAGAUGAAAGACACGGAGGAGGAGGGGGAGGUCAUCAGUGAACUUAAAGAAAAUGAAACUUUUGUGAAUGAGGGCGCGCUGGAUCUGGAGGUUGAUGGUACAGAGGAACCACACAAGUCUUUGUCCUGUCGACGAGGCAGACGGAGAGGCAGAGGCAGAGGGGGAAGCAGACACUAGCUGACAUGUUUUGUAAUCUAUUUAAUUAUUAUUUUAUAACCUUUUGUAAAAGAUGGGGGAAAAGUAUAUAUAUAUAUAUAUAUAUAUAUAUAUAUAUAGGAAGACUUUUGUAAAUAUGUCAAGAUAAACUUACCUCUUACCUCUUUAUCUCACCUGUAAUUUCAUCACCAGACUCCCAACUGGAUGGUAGCUGAGCUUUUUUGUCCUUUACUUACCAAUGCACCACUGAAUAUUACAUCCCAACAUUUUGAAAAAAUGGUAAAAGUAGACAACUUAGGUUAAGAGAAAGGUUAUGAACAAAUAUAUUUUCAUUGAUAUGGCAGGUUAAACUUGCAAUUCAUUGUAGUUUGUUUGAUAUGUGCUAGGGCACCUGCAACAGAUGCACAUCCUGACAGGUACAUUACUGAUCUUCACCCUUUCUAAAUACUUAAAGCUGCAUGAACGGUGCACAAGAUCUCCACAACAAGCUGCCUGAGCUUUUAGCUGUAAACAGCUGCUUGUAAAAAAUGAGCCAAUCAAAUGUAUGUAAGAUUAAGAUUUAUCUUCCUGUGCCAGACAAUAGGGACAAAGUGGCCACAAAGAUGGUAACAAGCACAGAUUAGACUAUAUAACAACUCUCAAGUCUGACAAAUGUUAAGUUAUUGCUCCAAGCGAUCACAGCGGAUGGUUAAUCAGUCACUAGUGAUUGAUUAAGGAAAAAAAUAACACUCCAAAAAGAAAUCGGUUGAACUGAAGAUGAAAUUAAUUAAUCAGGCUAGGUUUGGCACUCCAAGAGACCCCUUUCAUAUAACACACAUCUGAUUCAUUGUUAAUAUAAAAAAUAUUGAUUUGUGGAGCUUAAAUGGGUCAAAUGGCAAAUUUAAGUGACAACAUUUAAUCCUGCUGUUAAGUAUGACAACAAACUGAGCGACAUGCAGCUGAGGCCUUGAACUGGAGAUGUGGCGGUUUGUAGCGGCCAUCCUGUACAUUACAGGACACCCGACCAGAUUUUAUUUCAUGUCGCAUUGUUUUGUUUCUAAAGUAAAAUACUUCUCCCUGCCAGUACAGUAGAAUACGUGUAGUACAGAAUACGUGUGUUUGUAAUGGAGAAAAAAACUAAGCACCCCGAUUCCUCUACAUUUUCUUGUCAUUCAUUAUUCUGUGUUGUUUUUUGUAGAAUUUAAGUUAUUCUCAAGUCUUUGUGUUUACAGCUUUUCUUCUGAUGAGGGCCCUCAGACUGUGAUGUGUAACACGGUGAAUGUGCCUCACUGGAGGUGCACAGUACAGUCAAAGAUAAUCAUGAAGCAAUUACAGUAAAAGCACUUCAUGCUCUCUUAUCCAGGGUGACCUACAGUGAGCAGAUAGGAACUCUUUUGUGCUCAAGGACACUUUAACAGAACGCAUGCAGUUGAUGGGCACCUUAUCUUUUCUAGGAAUCAAACCUGUAACCUUUCAGUUUUUAGAGCAGUCUCUUUAACUACUCAGCCACCAUCCUACCCAGUUCUACUGCUGUGUAAUAUUAUGGUUUUAUUUACAACAGACAGAUUUGAGGUUUUUGAAGGGAAAAAAACAAAAUGUGGCGCCAAUUAGUCCACUAGAACAAAUUAAGGAGUAGGCCAGCCUUUCUAUUAAUUAGUUUGCUUUUCUUACAUUAAUCACACAGUCCGCCUCCUCGUUAUUUAAACUGUCAGGGAACAGUUGUUUUCAUGUUUGCACUUAAGGGCUUUAUUCACGCUGUAGCAAAAAAUGUGACUUUGAAGUGUUUUUAAGGUCGAACUUGGACAACCUGUACAGAGAAACAAGUAAGCGCCUCAGAGACUAAAAAGAGUGAUACAUCAUCAUCUGAAGACACUGCUCGUUUCUUAAAGGGACACACCAUUGAUUUUACAUAAAAAAAUAAUUUAUUCGGUGUGGGGAAUAACUACUUAGCCUGUGAAAGCACAUGUAUACACAUGAUUUUGGUCCUAACUUUCAGAAUUUACUUAUAAUAAUAAUACUGUCGUUGGUCGUCGAAGUGCUGAAUCAUUCAGUGGAGGUGUCUCACAGUAGGUUCUAGGGCCACCAUUUUUUAUUGAUGACCAAAGAUUUCACCAUGUUUCUCUCAUAACUGUACAGUGUGAAGGAGCCUCAAAUGUCAGAAUAACUAUGCCUCUGUUGCUUUAAUUUUGACCAUUUUUAAUCUGUCUUGUGAGUCCCCAGACUUUAUGGAGGCAUAUUAUUAAAUCGCUGAAUUCCUCUUAUAAGAAUGUUAUUUUUUGACCAAAAUUUGUAAAAUGUAAUGAUGUUAAUGAGGCAAUAAAGGGCACCCAAAAAAGAAUUUA
Micropterus salmoides (largemouth bass) is the source of this 3782-nucleotide messenger RNA. RefSeq names its product GA-binding protein subunit beta-1-like. The transcript is spliced from 8 exons. Gene Ontology annotation, biological process: positive regulation of transcription by RNA polymerase II. Gene Ontology annotation, cellular component: nucleus. The record is from RefSeq and is a predicted model, not a curated record. Lineage: Eukaryota; Metazoa; Chordata; Actinopteri; Centrarchiformes; Centrarchidae. Bases 175 to 1482 code for a protein of 435 amino acids. Gene Ontology annotation, molecular function: transcription cis-regulatory region binding; protein binding.